AUGAUUGGCGGCCUUUUUGUUUACAACCAUAAAGGUGAGGUAUUGAUAUCAAGGAUUUAUCGGGACGAUGUCAGCCGAAACGCUGUUGACGCCUUCCGUGUUAACGUUAUUCAUGCUAGACAGCAGGUUCGUAGUCCCGUCACGAAUAUGGCUAGAACUUCUUUCUUCCACAUAAAGAGAGGAAACGUUUGGAUCUGCGCAGUGACUAUACAAAAUGUCAACGCUGCAAUGGUAUUUGAAUUUCUUAGCAGGUUUGCCGAAACGAUGCAGUCUUAUUUCGGAAAGUUGAAUGAAGAGAACGUAAAAAAUAACUUUGUACUUAUUUAUGAAAUUUUAGACGAAAUUCUUGAUUUUGGCUAUCCACAAAAUACUGAUCCAGGGAUUUUAAAAACUUUCAUAACUCAGCAGGGCGUAAGAACGGCGACCAAAGAGGAACAAUCUCAAAUUACUUCCCAAGUCACUGGUCAAAUCGGUUGGCGCCGUGAGGGUAUCAAAUAUAGGAGGAAUGAACUCUUUUUAGAUGUUAUAGAAUACGUCAACCUGCUAAUGUCUCAACAAGGACAAGUGCUGUCCGCUCAUGUUGCUGGGAAAGUUGCAAUGAAGUCGUAUCUCUCCGGAAUGCCCGAAUGUAAAUUUGGUAUCAAUGACAAAUUGACUAUUGAGAGUAAAGGUCGAUCUGGCGUAGAUGAUCCUACCAAAAACAACCGAACGUCCGUUGCCAUCGAUGACUGCCAGUUCCACCAGUGUGUCAAGCUUACAAAAUUCGAUACCGAGCAUGCUAUCAGCUUUAUUCCUCCUGAUGGCGAAUAUGAACUAAUGCGUUAUCGAACUACAAAGGACAUUCAAUUACCUUUUCGCGUUAUACCUUUGGUUCGUGAAACAUCAAGAAAUAAGAUGGAGGUCAAGGUUGUUGUUAAAUCUAAUUUCAAACCAUCAUUACUUGCACAGAAGGUUGAAGUUCGUAUCCCAACUCCACCGAAUACGAGUGGCGUACAGCUUAUUUGCAUGAAAGGAAAGGCUAAAUAUAAGGCAGGAGAAAAUGCAAUUGUUUGGAAGAUAAGACGAAUGGGAGGUAUGAAAGAGUCCCAGAUUUCUGCGGAAAUUGACCUCUUGUGCACGGGAGCUGCAGAAAAAAAGAAGUGGAAUCGCCCACCUGUAUCAAUGAAUUUUGAGGUUCCAUUUGCUCCGUCAGGAUUGAAAGUACGGUACUUGAAAGUAUUUGAGCCAAAGUUGAAUUAUUCUGAUCAUGAUGUAAUCAAGUGGGUGCGAUAUAUCGGACGUUCUGGUUUGUAUGAGACAAGGUGCUAA
This is a messenger RNA of Enterobius vermicularis (human pinworm), 1308 nucleotides long. The record is from the annotation of a GenBank genome assembly. Lineage: Eukaryota; Metazoa; Nematoda; Chromadorea; Rhabditida; Oxyuridae.